CUCAUCUGGAAGGCAAAUUUGCUAUGCGGAGAGAAGAAAAGGAUAGUCGGAUGACCAAAGAAAAUUCUCCAGAUUCUCCGCAAUCAAGUCAGCAACAUGUGGUUCUCUUUUUUUCUGGGGAAUUGAACACGUCAAAGCUUCUUGAAAAAGAGGGGAGAUGCUGAGAUUUGGUUUUCGUCUAAACGCCAUUGACGCUUAGAAAAGUAUGUGUUGAAUACGAGUGAGUCUGAGCUCAGGCACACAGAGUCGAUGGUUUCUGCUUACUGUACUGUACUGUACUGUACAUGCGGGAUGGGAUGUCUCUGUCUCUGUCUCUGUCUCUGUCACUGUCGACGAUGCCAUGGACUUCCCCGGAAAAUCACAAGCGGGAGAGGCGUCGCUGUCUCUUGUUCCCUUUACCUCUCUCUCUGCCUCUGA
Molecule: messenger RNA, 417 nt
Organism: Fusarium verticillioides 7600
Lineage: Eukaryota; Fungi; Ascomycota; Sordariomycetes; Hypocreales; Nectriaceae
Exons: 1
Coding region: 250-417 (55 amino acids)
Source: RefSeq, a predicted model, not a curated record